UCAUCGCGUUGAUCUACGCCUCCGCUCUCAGUCGCUUUGUUUUGAAUAGAUUAGCUUGUUUCCAGCUAACCGGAGUCGGAAUGGAGGAGGACCCGGAGACCGGGAAUUCAGCCCGGACGGAGAGAAAAGCGUUGGAAAAAGCCAAAAUACUACAACGUGAAAGAGAGAGAAAGGUUUUCCGACUGGUCGGACGGGUUCUGAAGAAGCCUGAAGCUGAGCGGUCGGCGGAAGAGGCCGCAGCGCUGCUGCUACACAGAGAGGCCGUGGACGAGCUCUGCAGGAGGCAGAUCCGAAGAAAUGUCUUGAAGAGGAAGCAGGAGGAGGUGUUUGACGAGGCUGAUGAAUUGAAGAGUAAAGUCAAGCAGCUGGCUGCGGCUGUCAAGCAAGCCAAUCACCUGGUGGUUUACACUGGAGCAGGAAUCAGCACGGCAGCCUCCAUCCCAGACUACAGAGGACCUAACGGGGUGUGGACGCAGCUGCAGAAGGGCCGCACCGUAAGCUCUUCAGACUUGAGCAAAGCUGCACCAACCGUCACACACAUGUGUAUCAGGAUGCUGCAUAAAGAGAAGCUUCUGAAACAUGUUGUUUCUCAGAACUGUGAUGGACUUCACCUGCGAAGCGGUCUGCCUAGACAAGCUCUGUCUGAGCUCCAUGGCAACAUGUUCAUCGAGGUGUGCACUUCCUGUUCUCCUGCCAGGGAGUUUGUGCGUUUAUUUGAUGUGACGGAGAGGACGUCGCUGCACCGCCAUGGGACAGGGCGCCGCUGCAGCCACUGUGGCAGUGAGCUGAGAGACACCAUAGUGCACUUUGGGGAACGUGGAACCCUGGAACAACCUCUGAACUGGAAGGGAGCGGCGGAGGCUGCCAACGAGGCCGACGUCAUACUCUGCUUGGGCUCCAGUCUGAAGGUGCUAAAGAAAUAUGCUUGUUUGUGGUCCAUGAGUAGGCCUGCAAACAAAAGGCCCAAACUCUACAUUGUGAAUCUCCAGUGGACUCCAAAAGAUGAUCUGGCCGUGCUGAAAAUUCACGGCAAGUGCGACGAUGUCAUGAGGCUCCUCAUGGAGGAGCUGAACAUCCAGAUUCCUGAAUAUGACAGAGCAGAGGACCCUAUUUUCAAACUAGCCACGCCUCUUCGCCCAGAAGAAGUCCAAAGCCAUAACCGUGAGGUCUUAGCUGCCCCCGACGGCCUGGAAAGCCCCUCUGUCGAGAACCAGCAGCCGUCGGAGGAAACCUCGUCGCUGCAGGGCGGCUGGUUCGGUCGAGGCUACAACAAAGGCAGGAGGAAAAAAAAGAAAAAAGCAGCAUAAUGAGGGAAGGUCGUGGAGAUGAUGAAGUGCAUUCAGGUGCUACCAGUGAUUUAUGUUCCUUAUCUUCUUGAGGAGCGCAGAUGCUGUUGCUCACUGUAUUGAAAUGAUACAUAUACGCAUGCAUCAUGUGUAUGAGUGAUGAGAUUUACAGAAAGCUUUUUGCACUGUUAUUUUGUUCUACAUUCAUUCUGUAGCAGCAGCAGGAAUUAAAAGUAGAUCCCGUCAUGUAGCAGUUUUUCUGUUUUUUUUAAUGCUACCUUUUUUACAGCAGCUGGCAGAUCGGGGUUAAUAAGAUCUGCAAUUUUAACCCACUUCAGUUGCUGUGGGAUUACUGAGCAAUGGAAAUUACUAUCAACAGAAAUGUUGGUUAAAAAGUCUUAGAAAGAUCCUGAAGACGGAAGCUUUCAGGUUUUGGAUAGUAAUGAAAACACUCCUGCACUUUUUGCUCAUCUGAUUGCGCCAUAUGCAUGCACAGCACCAUGUUAGCUUUUUUUCUUUCUUCAAGCCUUUGUGAAGUGAAUUUGAUUUAACAAUGUUGCCUGUUGAUAGAUAAACAUUAUUAUUGUUCUUCUGGUGCUGCCAUAUAAAGUGCCAAUUACCUUAGUGUUUGUUUGGGAAAAAUUAGACAUUUGUUUGUCAAUGAAACGUUUCAGAAGAAGCAAGGCAGCAAAAAAUUUGCGUUUUGUACUGUUUCUACAUGCAAGAGAUAUAUUUUUACUCCAUUUUUCAGAAGGUGCAUGUUAAAGUUGUAUACAUUUUAUUUUUUACAUUGCUGUACAUUUGUGUUUAUUUUGAAGUGGUUGUAGUUUACGUACACUAUUUCUUAAACAUGGCAGUCGUUCUGUAACCUACCAUCACAACUGUAUAUGUUUUGGGUUAUUUUACAAUUAUCUUCAUUUGUUUGCAGAGGUGUAAGAAAGAAGCGUUUCAUAUUUUACUCAUGUGUUGGUUACUCCUGAUUUUAUGUGAUAACUUAAUGUUUUCUUUGGUUAGUAACAAUUGCAUUGAUUAUUUUUGUCUCAGGAAGGUCAUAUGAUAUUGAGAUCAUCAUGUAAUUUAUUAAAUCAAAAACAGGGAACAGCUAUAAUGAGCUUGGGUUCACAGUUCCUAAAACUGAAAACAGUGUUAAACCUGAAUGUGAAGACGACUCUGCUUUCCUUUGGUGCAUUUGUUUAUAAGACGAAAAAAACAAUGUUUACCGUUUAAUGCUUUAACUCGUUUAAGAAUGCCAGAGGUGCUAAUGUUUAUAAAAUAUUUUGUUUUAUUUGUUUUAUUGACAUAUAAAUGCUAACGGGUUUAAUUACAAGAGCAGUAUCUUGCUGGAAUGUGUGGAACAUAAGCAGGUUGAGAACUGUGUAUUAGAAUUGUAUGUUAAGAUAGUUUGUUGGUGGUUUAUUACUUCCAUCUGGUAUUAAACUUGAUUUUUUUUUUCUUUUUGAAGAUGAUAUUCAGAUGCUAAACAAAAACCAGAAUAUUAAAAGCCUUUGUCGUUUA
Messenger RNA from Xiphophorus maculatus (southern platyfish), 2801 nucleotides. It is a transcript of the gene sirt7, whose product is annotated as sirtuin 7. The transcript is spliced from 10 exons. Gene Ontology annotation, molecular function: NAD+ binding. The coding region runs from base 81 to 1307 and encodes 408 amino acids. The record is from RefSeq and is a predicted model, not a curated record. NCBI's taxonomy places the organism in Eukaryota, Metazoa, Chordata, Actinopteri, Cyprinodontiformes, Poeciliidae.